UUUACGUUUACGUAUAUUAAUAAAUCUAUCUUUCUAAAAUGAAAUAUUUUUUGUCAUAUAAAAUGUAAUUUUUAGAUAAGAUAGGUAGAUAUGUCUAUAAGAAUUUUAUAUGCCAAAUAAUUUCCACUUCUAUAUUUAGUUUUCAGAAAACUAUUAAAUUAAAAUUAAUUUGUUGUAUUUUUAUGAUUAAAAUUUAUACAUCUCUGUGAAUUAUAUUAAUUAUCAAAUUAUUUAACACAUAUUUUAAAAUUACUUUAUAUGUUUUAAUAAAACAAUGAUAGUUUAUAUUUUGUAUGUGAAAUAAAAUUAUAAUAUGCAUGAAUAUAUAUCACUUAAAUUUUGUAUGUCACAUUUCAAAUAAUUUUUAUUUUAUUUUAUUAUAAAAUUUGGUUUGAGAAUAAUCUAGUUUUAAGAUAAUAGUAAGCUUGGUAAGUUUCAGAAGAAAAGAAUCUAACAAAAUUAAUUAUUUAAUAGUUAUUAAUUCAGUGGCGCAAGUUGUGAUUAUUAGAAUAAAUUAGGGGUUAUUUCUAAAAGGUACUUCAGUUUUAGUAGAGUAGAUAAUUUAUAUUUUGUAUCUUAGAUGAAAUAAUAAUAUGCAUGAAUGUAUAACACUUCAAUUUUUAUGUUACAUUUUAAAGAAAUUUGUUUAACUUUACAGUAAGUUUUGGUUAGAGAAUAAUCCAGUUAUAAAAUAAUCCUAAGUUUGGUAAUUGUUGGUUAGAAAAUAAUCUAACAAAAUAAAUGAUGUGCAUAAUUAAUUAAUAAGUGGCACAAUAUUAGGAUGAAUUAAGGGUUAUUUCUAAAAGAUAAUUCAUUUUUAGUAGAGUAUAUUGUAUUUAUUUUGUAUGAUAAAUGAAAUAAUAAUAUGAAUGAAUGUAUAACAAUUAAAUUAAUAUUUUUAAUUUUUAUUGUAGAAUUUGGUUAGCCAAUAAUCCAAUAAUCCAAUCAUUCCUCUUCAAGGAAAAAAAAAAGAAUAAUUCAAUUGUAGAAUUAUUGCAAGUUUGGUAAGUUUGGUGCCUCCACCGACUAUCUCCAAGACUAAGCAAAAAGUUAACCAAAAAAGACGAAACAAGGAUCAAAAACAGAAUGCUGAUACUAAAAAAGCUCGACAUAUUUUGCUUCUUAAAAUAACAAAGAAGACCUCCUCACGGAGGUUGUAAUAAAAAUGGCAUUUUUCUUUGUGUGGAAUACUUGUGGUUUCAACAAAAUGCGCAAACAUAAUGCUAUUCGUUCUGAAACUCGUCUGAGAGAAGAGAUUUGAGAAGAUAUUAUUCGCUAGACCUUUCCGGGAUGGAGUUCUGAUACAAACUAUGAUUAUCACAGUCUAGAAAGAAUCUGUUUAUUGUGGUCAUCUUCUGUAACUGCUACGAAUGUAUACAAGAGUCCACAGCUUAUCAUUACUCUUAUAACUUUACAAUCUGGGGACGAUCUGCUAGUCUCCUGCAUCUACGCUUCUAAUUUUCAAAGCGAUAUGACUCUACUUUGGGAAGAAAUCCGAUCAAUGAGAGAUAUGCUUAGUGAUGCAAAUGUUCUUUCGUCUGUGUUGGGCGAUUUCAACGAGAUAUUGGCUUCAGAUGACCACUCGCAAGGUUUGGAGCAGGUGAAAGAGCAAAGAAGAGAGCUUCAUGAAGUCAGAUGUCACUUUAGAGAAUUCGAUGCGGAAUAGCCAGUUAGAUCAACCCGAAGGUUGUUCCCGAAGAGAACAAGCGUCUGACUGUUCCCCAUCAUUAAGGAAACUUCUCAUUCUGGAAGUUUGCCCUAGAUUCCAUUCUCUUAUCUCUUUGCCACCGGCGCCUCCAUAUAAAAAGGCCGAUGCUAUCAUUUCUAUUUUUUUCACGCUAGUUUUAGAAGAGAGCUAGAACGAUUUGGAUUGAGCAACUUGUAAGGGAGAAGGCUUGAUCUCUCAUUUUCACGAGAAGAUCAUCUUGAACCCUUGUCCUUGUACUUUAUUUUAUAUGCAGUAUUAUUCAGAAACAAUGUAUGUGUCAUCUUGCUUUAUGAUUGAGUAGUCGGCUAAGCUUGCUUAGGGUUGUAGGGUGUUAGUCGCAUGAGCUGAACACAAAAAAGUGAUCUUAAUUGUUCUUCAUUCAUAUUGCUCUUACUGCUUGCAUUGAAUUGAUCACUUAAUGUUCGAUCUCUAGUUUAAUCACCUAGCUAACCGCUUAGGAGAUAAAUCGACAUAUAUUGAAUGAGCUUCAUAUCCCUAAUCAGCGAGAGUAGAUAUUAGGGUAUUAAGUGAACUAAUCGGACCAGAUCUCAAAGCUUGCUAUCGCGUCUUGUUCCAAUUGAGAGCUUAGGACUCAAGACCGAUCAGCAAAGGGAGCAAGUCCACGAUAGUGGAUUGUUCUAGCCGAGUGAUCCGAGUUCUAGACUGCACCUCAUUGCACUUGAAUAGUUGUUCGGUUCGCAUUGACACCCGAUGAAUAACCUUAAGCCGGCUUUCAUUUAAAUCCAAUUUGAAUCUCUAGGUAUUUUAGCUACUUGCGUCACCAUUAUUUUAAAACCCCACUUGUUUCCAAGCUUAAUAUUGAACUUACAAGAGUAAAGAGUAAACUGCUCCUCUGGAUUGAAUCUCAAAUAUUACAACUACCAAUGUUAACUUGACAGUAGCAAAGAUUCAUUUUUAGUGUAUCAAGUUUUGGCGCCGUUGACGGGGACUAAGCUUUUACCUUUAUUAUUCGGUUUAAUAUUUAGUCUGAGAUAUCUAACUUGAUUUUAUUUCUUUGUUGGAACAGAUGAUCCAAGUGCAUGACCAGUAGACAUUCUCGGAGCAACGCACAAGGACCACUACAUCAACUAACCAACGACGAACUCGCAAGAUUAGAAAGACAGAACCAUCAACAGCCGAGAACAACCGACACCAACAUGGGUGAUCACGGCAAUCAGGAUGACCUCACUGCUGCAUUGGCACUCAUUCAACAAGAAAUGCAGACUCAGCAACAACAGAUGUUGCAGAUGCAGCAGACCAUCCAAAAUCAGCAACAAGCUGCUCAGGAACAAGCAGCUGAGAACGCCGCGCGAGAAGAGCGUGGUGCUCUUAUUGGGGAGCGAAACCUUCCGCGGAACUUCACUACUAAUCGCUCCCCCAUCAACCAUCCUCCUUGUACUCGGCAAGAUUAUGAGAUCAAACCUGCACUGAUAAGUCUGGUACAGAAGAGCACGUUCAGCGGCCUCACUACGGACAUCCCAAUGGACCACAUAGAGGCCUUUGAGAGAAUCUGCAAUUUCUCUCGCUCUAACGGAGUGCCACCAGAUUAUGUCAAAUGCAUGCUGUUCCCAUUCUCUCUUGAAGGGAAAGCUUCUCGCUGGCUCCAAUCUCUCCCGGCCGGUUCUCUUACUUCAAGGGACCAGGUUCGAUCAGCGUUCCUGAGCCACUUCUACACGAAGUCCAAAACCGCGGCUCUACGACACAGAAUCUCCAAUUUCAAGCAGAAGUCUUAUGAACCUUUUCAUGAAGCUUGGGAAAGGUACAAGGAGUACCAGAGAGAGUGCACGCACCAAGGGUUUGACGAUGACUAUAUAUUGGAGGUGUUCUAUGAUGGAGUGAGCUAUUAGUUCCGAAACACCGUUGACUCUUCGAGUAAUGGAGACUUCAUGACUCAAACCACACCUGGUGCGUUCGAGCUGAUUCAGAACAUGGCUUCAAGUUCAUUGAACAAGAACAAGGAGCAUGACCGCUCGAAGAGUGUGAACAUCAUAGAUGAUCUCGCUGCGAAGGUGGACCAACUGCUUAAGGGAAACCAAAGCCAAGUGUUCAUAAUGGAAGAAGCAACUCCUGGGAAGAGUGCCGGUGACCUGGCGUUUGAGGCUGAAAUAUCAGGAGACGAUCAGCAAGAGGUGAGCUACGUGAAUGGGCAAGGAUGGCAGCUCAAAAACUAUCACCCAAACCCUAACAUGCGGAACAACCAACAGCUUUUCUGGCCUAAGCAAGACAAACCAGUUGAUCCUGCACAGAGUAACCAAGGUCAGUAUGCUGGGUGUCAAAAGAACUACCAACCCCAGACCAAUGUUCUAAGCCAACCGCAGAGCAACCCACCUCAGAUGCAGAAACACCAGAAUACUUAACCAUCUACCUCCGCUCCUCUCGCUGUUCCGCAAGAUGAGACAAAGGCUAUGUUGCAGCAGCUGCUCCAAGAACAACAGCUCCAGGGGAAGGCUCUAAACCAGGUUACUACCGAGAUCAAUACCAGAAUGAACCAUCUGUUCAGAGAUUUGAGCACCAAGUACGACAAUGUCGCGAGCCAUAUGAGACAGAUGGACAUUCAGAUUGCUCAGACUCCUGAGAGCGUCAAGAGGCAGCAAGGUACUCUACCUGGUAAAACCGACAAAAACCCUAAGGAGUGCAAUGCGGUUGAGUUGAGAAGUGGAAAGAAACUGUCUGAGCCGGUAAAGAAGAGGUUCACUGCGGCUGAGAAGGGUAAGCAGAAAGAGUCGGAACAACCACCAGCCGAUACCCUGGCAUCUGAGAAGGAGACAAAACCAACAGUUGAAACCAAUUUGCCAGGACCAGAACAACCAGCUGAAGCUGUUCGCCCGAUCCCAGAGGCUGUUCCUCCUCGCGAAUACACUCCUAAAGUCCCUUACCCUGUUCCAGCAAAGGCUACUCGUAAGGACCGAGAGGAGAUGAAGUGCAGAAAGAUGCUGGAGGACCUAACCAUCCGACUCCCCUUGAUAGAUGCGAUCCAGAUGAUGCCCUCCAUGCACAGCUUUAUGAAGGGAUUGAUCUCAGGAAAAAUAUCAGAGGAGAGCGAAUUCAUGACUGUAUCCAAGGAGUGCAGUGCAGUACUUCAGAACAGGCAGAUAAAGAAGCGAGGAGACCCUGGCAAGUUCGUCCUCUCUAUCCAGAUUGGGAAGACAGUUUUCGCAUGCUCUUUGGUUGAUCUUGGAUCCAGCGUAAACCUCAUGCCCUACUCUGUAGCACGACGUCUAGGAUACAUGCAUUUCAAACCAACUAAGAUGUCCUUGGUGUUCGCGGGUAGAUCAGUCAAGUCCCCGGUUCGUAUUCUAGAGGAUCUCCAAGUAAUAGUCGGGAACUUCCCUUGUCCCAGCAGACUUCGUAGUUCUAGAACUGGAAGAGGAAUCUAAAGAUCCUCUCAUCUUAGGAAGACCAUUCCUAUGUACUGUUGGAGCCAUCAUUGAUGUGCGACAAGGGAAGAUUGAUCUAAAUCUGGGGGACAUAGUCAUGCAGUUUGAUAUUACGUGUAUACGCACACCAAUUAACCUAAUGUGCACACUACCACAAUCGAAUGGUAUGUCGAUGUAGAACUUUAGGAUCGAAUCCACAGAGACCAACGAUUACACUUUAUCUUUAAGGGAUCAUUGCUUAGCUAAAACAAUGAUGGGGUUUUGAGAUUAAGGUUUCGUAACAAGCAAGUAAUAAGAUUAAUUAAAGGUUUUCAGAUGAUUAAAAUGCUAGCCUAGGGUGGUUUGGUCGGGUGUUAAGCAAGUGUGAGCCAAACAAUUAUUCAAGUUUGA
Brassica napus (rape) is the source of this 5475-nucleotide messenger RNA. RefSeq lists its product as uncharacterized. The transcript has 2 exons. Lineage: Eukaryota; Viridiplantae; Streptophyta; Magnoliopsida; Brassicales; Brassicaceae. Bases 4114 to 5085 code for a protein of 323 amino acids. The record is from RefSeq and is a predicted model, not a curated record.